Carlito syrichta (Philippine tarsier) is the source of this 2316-nucleotide messenger RNA. RefSeq names its product segment polarity protein dishevelled homolog DVL-1-like. NCBI's taxonomy places the organism in Eukaryota, Metazoa, Chordata, Mammalia, Primates, Tarsiidae. Gene Ontology annotation, biological process: canonical Wnt signaling pathway; intracellular signal transduction. The coding region runs from base 36 to 1523 and encodes 495 amino acids. Gene Ontology annotation, cellular component: cytosol. The transcript has 11 exons. Gene Ontology annotation, molecular function: frizzled binding. The record is from RefSeq and is a predicted model, not a curated record.
UGCGCAGCCCCAAUGUGGCCGGCAGCCGGGACGGCAUGGACAACGAGACAGGCACGGAAUCCCUGGUCAGCCACCGGCGGGAGCGCGCCCGGCGUCGGAACCGUGAGGAGGCUGCCAGGAUUAACGGGCACCCAAGGGGAGAGCGGCGCAGGGAGCUGGGACUGCCCCCGGACAGCGCCUCCACCCUGCUGAGCAGUGAGCUCGAGUCCAGCAGCUUUGUGGACUCGGAUGAGGAUGGCAACACAAGCAGGCUGAGUAGCUCCACGGAGCAGAGCACCUCAUCCCGGCUCAUCCGGAAGCACAAACGCCGGCGGCGGAAGCAGCGUCUGCGACAGACAGACCGGGCUUCAUCCUUCAGCAGCGUCACUGACUCCACCAUGUCCCUGAACAUCAUCACCGUCACACUCAACAUGGGUGAGUCCCGGCCUAUCAGCCUCACAGUGGCCAAGUGCUGGGACCCCACCCCACGGAGCUACUUUACCAUCCCGAGGGCUGACCCAGUACGGCCCAUCGACCCCGCGGCCUGGCUGUCCCACACGGCGGCGCUGGUGGGAGCCCUGCCCCGCUACGGUACGAGUCCCUGCUCCAGUGCCGUCACCCGCACCAGCUCCUCCUCACUAACCAGCUCCGUGCCUGGCGCUCCGCAGCUGGAGGAGGCGCCCCUGACAGUGAAAAGUGACAUGGGCGCCGUGGUGCGCGUCAUGCAGCUGCCAGACUCAGGCCUGGAGAUUCGGGACCGCAUGUGGCUGAAGAUCACCAUCGCCAAUGCUGUCAUUGGCGCAGAUGUGGUGGACUGGCUGUACACACACGUGGAGGGCUUCAAGGAGCGGCGCGAGGCUCGCAAGUACGCCAGCAGCUUGCUCAAGCGCGGCUUCCUGCGGCACACGGUCAACAAGGUCACCUUCUCCGAGCAGUGCUACUACGUCUUCGGGGACCUGUGUGGCCAUCUUGCGGCCCUGAACCUCAACAGUGGCUCUAGCGGCGCCUCGGACCAGGACACGCUGGCUCCGCUGCCCCACCCGGCUGCCUCCUGGCCCCUGGGCCAGGGCUACCCCUACCAGUACCCGGGGCCCCCGCCCUGCUUCCCUCCAGCUUACCAGGACCCCGGCUUCAGCUACGGCAGCGGCAGCACUGGGAGUCAGCAGAGCGAAGAGGGUCCUUCUGGAGGUGGCAAGUGCCAGGGGACCGGGGGCUGGUAUAAGGAGCGCCGGGCGGCCGGCGCCGGGGGCAGUGGCAGCGAGUCAGAGCACGUGGCCCCCAGCGGGGCAGGUGGCAGUGGCUGGCGGGAGCGUCCAGGCAGUCAGCUCAGCCGCGGCAGCAGCCCACGCAGCCAGGUCUUGGCCGCUGCCCCAGGGCUUCCUCCGCUGCACCCCCUGACAAAGGCCUGCACGGCAGUGGGGGGCCCACCUGGGGGGCCACCAGUCCGGGAGCUGGCCGCUGUGCCCCCGGAAUUGACUGGCAGUCGCCAGUCCUUCCAGAAGGCCAUGGGGAACCCCUGUGAGUUCUUCGUGGACAUCAUGUGACCGGCAGCGGCUGCCUCAGCCCCGUCCAAGGCAGGGCCCCAGCAGUCUUGACCAGACCGCUUGUGGGCUUGCCUUUGUGGGGACCGGCCAGGGUGGGUGGUGGGCAGGCAGGAGGUGAGGGGCCGAGGGCAGCCUGGCCGCUGUGGCCAGAGUCUGGCGGCAGUGCGGGCUCUGUCUGAGCACAUGGCGUGGGGGCUCCAUCCUGUCACCGGGUGGGUAUUGCCUGGCCCCUCACCAGGACAAAGACCCUCAGGCUCCACGUGCCCCCCAGCUGCGCACAGGCCCUGCCCAUCCGGCCUGGCAGGUGGAGUCAGAGCCUCCCGGCCCCCGUGGCCACCUGGAGGGGGAUCUAAUUUAUUUAUUUAUUGACUGGCCGUGGCACCUGGUGCCUGCCACCCACGGGUGCAGUUGGCAUGUUUCCCCUUCUGCUGGGGAGGGCAGGUGGUGUCUGAACACGUGUGGAAGACAGGGAGGUGGAGGGUGGGCACCUGCCCACUGUGGCUCAGCCAGGACGGGGGCACGUGGCCGGGGGCACUUGGCCACGGACCAGGGACACUGAUGGCAUGGCCGCUGCAGGGAGGGUCUCAGGCGGCCAGGCUGUUGGCUGGCCCAUCCUCACUGUCCCGGUGGUGGCUGCCCGCCCCUGCCCCCUGGCCUGGCCCGGCCCGGUCCUGCGUGUCUGCUGUAGAUUCCGUGUCCAAGUCCCAGAGUGUGGACAGUUAACAUAGAGCUGCUUCUGUGUACAUGCUAUUUUAAACACUAAAAAGCGUUUAAUUUUAUGGGACUGACUUUA